AAUAUCUAAUCUCGUGGCGCGGGCUUUAAAUGACGCAGCUCGCGGUGACGCUGAUGCCACUGCUGCUGGUGCUGGCUGCUCUGGCCGCGGGUCAGCGUUACCAAAGCGAAGACGGGAAUUACAUCAACGGCGAGGUGUACGGGGACUAUGAGUCGCCGGAGCCUCAGCCGCAGCGGCCCCUGCACCCGACGCCCCGGAGCUACAACUCGGCGCCGGUCCCGAGACAGCAGCCGGCCGCGCCCAAACCGACGCCCGUCGCCAUCCUCAAGCAGAUCAACAGGCACAACGAGGACGGCUCCUACACCUACGGCUUCGAGGGGGCCGACGGCUCAUUCAAGAUCGAGACUAAGCAGGCGAACGGCGAAGUUAAAGGCAAAUAUGGUUUCGUCGAUGACGGCGGUAAAGUGCGAGUCGUCGAAUAUGGUGCCGAUCAGUACGGGUUUCAACCAUCUGGUGAAGGUAUUACGGUUGCACCCCCGACUCUAAUUGACGAGACCACGAGUAAGGAAGCUCUCGAGGCUCAGAAGUACCAAGAGUACCAAGAGUACCAGCAGCCAAUUCCUAGAAAUGCUCCGCCCAGGCCAGCUUUGGUGCAACCUCGGCAGCCAUCCGAGUACCAAGCGGGCCAAUAUCAGCCCCAGUACACGACCCAGCAGCACACCCAGGCGAUCUACGCCUCGGCCCAGCAGCCCCGACUGUCCCCCAAGGUCCCGCAACCGAUCUUCACGCCGGCCGAGGAACCGAGGCUCGGUGCAGGCCUCCAGUCCCAAUUAAUCCAGCAGCAGUCUUACGACGAGGAGGUCGCGCUCGCCCGGUCCAACUAUAAGACCGGACCCGUCCAGUUCAAUCCCGCCCCCGUCCAGGAGUCCCAGCCUCGAGCCCAGCCCCAGCCACGUAGCGGCGGUGGAGGCAUCCUCGACCAGCUCGCCAGGGAUUACGCGCUACCGCAAGGAGGCGCUGCGCCCCUUCACGACAUCAGCUUCGGCUAUUACUAAGUCCAGCGUGACGAUUAUCCUUUGGG
Messenger RNA from Ceratosolen solmsi marchali, 1021 nucleotides. It is a transcript of the gene Cpr97Ea, whose product is annotated as cuticular protein 97Ea. The record is from RefSeq and is a predicted model, not a curated record. Gene Ontology annotation, molecular function: structural constituent of chitin-based larval cuticle. Gene Ontology annotation, cellular component: chitin-based extracellular matrix. The transcript is spliced from 3 exons. The coding region runs from base 30 to 995 and encodes 321 amino acids. NCBI's taxonomy places the organism in Eukaryota, Metazoa, Arthropoda, Insecta, Hymenoptera, Agaonidae.